This is a messenger RNA of Prunus armeniaca (apricot), 174 nucleotides long. The record is from the annotation of a GenBank genome assembly. NCBI's taxonomy places the organism in Eukaryota, Viridiplantae, Streptophyta, Magnoliopsida, Rosales, Rosaceae.
AUGGAAAUAAUUGAAGAUGCCCUUGCAACAGGUGGCGAACCAAACAUUUCAGAUGCCUUCACAAUCAAUGGACAGCCCGGACAUUUGUAUAGUUGCUCUAACGUGAGAAAGCAAUGGGGUGAAUUUCUAACUGGGGUUGACAUGAAGGAUGAUGGUAACAUCCCACGUAAAUGA